Messenger RNA from Euleptes europaea (tarantolino), 1443 nucleotides. RefSeq names its product stromelysin-1-like. NCBI's taxonomy places the organism in Eukaryota, Metazoa, Chordata, Lepidosauria, Squamata, Sphaerodactylidae. Gene Ontology annotation, molecular function: zinc ion binding; metalloendopeptidase activity. The record is from RefSeq and is a predicted model, not a curated record. The coding region runs from base 1 to 1443 and encodes 480 amino acids. The transcript has 10 exons. Gene Ontology annotation, biological process: proteolysis; extracellular matrix organization; collagen catabolic process. Gene Ontology annotation, cellular component: extracellular matrix.
AUGAAGUGCUUCCUACUCAUGAUUGCCCUCUGUGGAGCAUUUUCAAGCGCUUUGCCCAUUGUCUCAAAAACGGAACAAGUCACAGAAGAGGAUAUACAAUUGGCCAAGACAUAUCUGGACAGUCACUAUCCUGAUUCAGAGGCAAAUCGUGUCAUAAGAAGCACCGACAAUAAUAUCGUUGGUAACCAACUACGGCAAAUGCAGGAAUUCUUUCAACUGGAAGUGACAGGCAAUCUGGACUCAAGAACCUUGGCUGUAAUAAAGGCCCCCAGAUGCGGGAUUCCUGAUAUAGGGGAGUACAAAACCUUUCCUCUGUCUCCAAAAUGGUCAAAGAAAAACCUGACAUAUAGCAUUCAGAACUACACACCAGACAUGGCUCAGGAUGACGUAGAUGAAGCUAUUGAGAGAGCCUGGAAACUGUGGAGUGAUGUGACUCCCUUGACUUUCACCAGGAUAUCUGGGGACUCUGCAGAUAUACAGAUCUCUUUUGGUUCUAGAGAACACAGCAAUAUUCCCCUUGACCCUUCCUUUGAUGGACCUGGUGGAAAGCUGGCCCAUGCCUUCUCACCUGCCGAUGGAGGAUAUGCUCAUUUUGAUGAGGACGAAAACUGGACAAAGCAUACAAUAGGAAUCAACCUUUUCCACGUUGCUGCCCAUGAGUUUGGCCAUGCAUUAGGUCUUGACCAUUCCAAUAUUCAGGAGGCUCUGAUGUUUCCAAUCUACAACGCUGUGGACCCCACCAAGGUCAGGCUUCACCAAGAUGACAUCAAUGGUAUUCAGUCUCUUUAUGGACCCCCUGAAGAAGAUGAUAAUCAGCUAACAUUCCCCAUAUUGCCAACAAACAUUCCAGCAGAAGAAUGUUCAAUAGACAUUUGUGACCCUAACCUGACUUUUGAUUCUGUUACCACUCUCCAAGGGGAAAUGUUGUUCUUUAAAGACAGCUUGAUGUGGCGGAUGAAUCCUGAGAAAAUAGAUAUUGAACAAUAUCAUAUUUCUACUUUCUGGCCUGCUUUGGAAGGUGGCAUAGAUGCUGCUUAUGAAGAUGAAGAUAAAAAAACCUUAUAUAUUUUUAAAGGACAGAAGUACUGGGCUAUGGGGGCCAAUGUUAUACCGCCUGGUUUCCCAAGGAACAUCCACACCCUGGGAUUCCCCAAAAGAAUUAAGAAAAUCGAUGCCACUGUUUAUGAUAGGAGAAGAAAAAGGACAUUAUUCUUUUCAGGAGAUCAGUACUGGAGAUAUGAUGAAACCAAGAGAUCUGUGGUAAACGGUUAUCCAAGAAAGAUAGCUACUGACUUCUCUGGAAUUAGCUCCCCAGUGGAUGCUGCCUUCCACCAUAAUGGACACUUCUAUUUGUUCAGUGGCUCAAACCAAUAUGAGUUUGAUGGGAAACACAAAAGAUUUAACAGUAUAAAGAAAAGAACCUUCUGGUUUGGCUGCAAGUAA